Messenger RNA from Acanthosepion pharaonis, 759 nucleotides. The record is from the annotation of a GenBank genome assembly. NCBI's taxonomy places the organism in Eukaryota, Metazoa, Mollusca, Cephalopoda, Sepiida, Sepiidae.
AUGAUGAGGAUUGGGCAUACAAUAUCCAGACUGAAAAACAACUCUUUUUUAAAAUUAUCUUCUUCUUCUUCUUCAUCUUCUUCUUCUUCUUCUUCUUCUUCUUCUUCUUCUUCUUAUCUCGACAACUCGCUUUUUUCUAUCUAUCUAUCUAUCUAUCUAUCUAUCUAUCUAUCUCAGUAUGUCUAUAUCUAUUUAUCUAUUUAUGUAAUCUAUCUAUCUAUCUAUCUAUCUAUCUAUCUAUCUAUCUAUCUAUCUCAGUAUGUCCAUAUCUAUCUAUCUAUUGUUCUAUUCCUAUAUAUGUAUAUCUAUCUAUCUAUCUAUCUAUCUAUCUAUCUAGCUAGGUGCCCUAACAUAUUCUAUCUGAUCCAGAUACUCCCUAGUAUAUUCUAUCUGACCAAGAAUCUCCUUAACAUAUUCUAUCUGAUCUGGAUGCGCUUUAACAUAUUCUCUCUGAUCCAGAUGCCCCGUGCCAUAUUCUAUCUGAUCCAGAGGGGCCCUAGUAUAUUCUAUCUGAUCUGGAUGUGCCCUGACAUAUUCUAUCUGAUCCAGAUGCUCCCUGACAUAUUCUAUCUGAUCUGGAUGCACCCUGACAUAUUCUAUCUCAUCCAGAUGCGCCUUAUCAUAUUCUAUCUGAUCCUGAUGCUCCCUAACAUAUUCUAUCUGAUCUGUACACGCCCUAACAUAUUCUAUCUGAUCCAGAUUCGCCCUAAUAUAUUCUAUCCGAUCCAGAUGUGUCCUAACAUAUUCUAUCUGAUCUGA